AGCGGGAGGCGGCGCCGGGCGGACGCGCAGCUCCUUCGGCGGUCCCAUGAACACCAUCAAGAACGUCCCGGCCCGCGUGCUGAGCCGCCGCGCCGGCCACAGCCUGGAGGCCGAGCGGGAGCAGUUCGACAAGAGCCAGGCUAUAAGCAUUAGCAAAGCCAUCAACACGCUGGAAGCGCCGGUGAAGGAGAAGCAUGCUCGCAGAAUUAUUCUAGGGACGCAUCAUGAGAAAGGUGCAUUUACUUUUUGGUCAUAUGCGAUUGGUCUCCCCCUGCCCAGCAGUGCCAUCCUGAGCUGGAAGUUCUGCCAUGUUCUCCACAAGGUCCUCCGAGAUGGUCAUCCAAAUGUUCUUCAGGACUGCCAGCGGUAUCGAAGUAACAUCCGGGAAACCGGAGACCUUUGGGGCCAUCUACACGAUCGUUACGGCCAGCUUGUGAAUAUUUAUACCAAACUUUUGCUGACCAAAAUCUCCUUCCACGUAAAGCAUCCUGAAUUCCCUCCUGGGCUUGAAGUCACCGACGAGGUGCUAGAAAAGGCUGCUGGAACAGAUGUGAAUAACAUCUUCCAGCUCACCGUUGAAAUGUUUGACUACAUGGAUUGUGAACUCAGAUUAUCAGAAUCAGUCUUCAGACAGCUCAACACCUCCAUGGCCAUCUCCCAGAUGUUGGCCGUUCAAUGCCGGUUGGCUCCGCUCAUCCAGGUGAUCCAAGAUUGCAGCCACCUCUACCAUUAUACCGUGAAGCUGAUGUUCAACCUCCAUUCAUGUUUGACAGCUGAUACAUUACAAGGACAUCGAGACAGGUUUCAUGAACAAUUUCGCAGCCUCAAAAACUUUUUCAAAAGAGCAUCGGACAUGCUGUAUUUCAAGCGGCUCAUGCAGAUCCCACGGCUGCCUGAGAACCCCCCCAAUUUUCUGAGGGCGUCUGCCCUGGCCGAACAUGUCAAGCCGGUGGUGGUGAUUCCGGAAGAGGCCCCCGAAGACGAAGAGGUAGAAAAUCUGAUUCAGAUCAGCGCAGCGCCAUCCGUAGAGCAGCAGAACACGUCGGAUAUCUUUGAACAGACUUUCGGGCCGCCCAACGGAUUAAAAGAUGACAGGGAUCUGCAAAUCGAAAAUCUGAAGAAAGAGAUUGAACUGCUUCAGACAGAGUUAGAGAGAAUUAAACUGGAGGCUCAAAGAUACAUCACUCAGCUGAAGGCUCAGGUGAACAGCUUGGAGGCCGAGGUGGAAGACCAGAGGAAGCAGAAGCAGAAAGCGAUGGUGGACAACGAGCAGCUCCGGGACGAGCUGGAGAGGUUGCAGAAAGCCAAACUUGAAGGAGAUAAGAAUCGAGGACUCUACCUGGAAGCAGAAAAGAAAGCCAGCACCACGGAAGUCCGCUACGCUAAGCUGAAGGAGAAACACAAUGAGUUAAUCAACACGCACGCGGAGCUUUUGAGAAAGAACGCAGAUACUGCCAAGCAGCUGACGGUCACCCAGCAGAGCCAGGAAGAGGUUGCACGGGUCAAGGAGCAGCUGGCUUUCCAGAUGGAACAAGCGAGGCGGGAGUCAGAAAUGAAGUUAGAAGACCAGACGCUUCAGAUGGAGCAGGUGAAGCGAGAGCUGGAAUCCAAAGCAGAAGAAUUGACCCAACUUCAGCAGUCGUUCAGCCGUUCUAAGCAGGUUGGUUCAGACCUCAGCAGCCAGCUGGAAGCCCUUCAGGCCGAGAAGGAGGCCCUGAGGAAAUCGGUCAACGAGAAGGAAUGCGAGCUCAUCUCCGCCAAGGGCUUGAUUCAGGAGAAGGAGCUGCUGCUGAACCAGGAAACAGAGAAUCGGGCGAAGGAAGUGCAGGAACUUCAGGAGAAGUUGGUAGAAAAGAAAAGUCAGGAACAGAAUCUGCAGCAGAAGCUCCUGGAGGACCAGUUCCAAAUCCUUCAAGGGAUGAUAAAGGAGGCCGAGAGCAUCAUCCAGGACGCCGUCGCCAAGCUGGACGACCCCUUGCACAUCCGAUGCACCAGUUCUCCAGAUUACCUCAUCAGCCGCGCCCAGGCAGCCCUGGAAUCGGUGAAUGCCUUGGAGAACGGGCACAAGCACUAUCUGGCCAACAUGGCGGAUGCCACUGGAUUGGUCGCCGCGUUGGCUCCGUUUGCACAUCUAGCAGCCGAUGUCAUCAUGAAUGGCAGCGCCACCUCCCACCUCGCGCCCACGGACCAUGCUGACAAAUUGACUGAAUCCUGCAGGGACUGUGGGCAACAUAGCCUGGACUACCUGAGCAAGCUAAAAGAUAGACAGUCUCUCCGAGAAGCGGAUCCAGCAGACCUGAGGACAACUCUGCAGCGGCUAUUCCAGCUAGGACAGGAACUGAGACCCAAAAGUUUAGACAUCCGGCAAGAAGAGCUAGGUGACCUGGUUGACAAAGAGAUGGCCUCCACUUCUGCAGCGGUUGAGGAUGCUGUCAGGAGAAUAGAGGAAAUGAUGAAUCAAGCCAGAGUAGAGAGCUCUGGGGUGAAACUAGAAGUUAAUGAAAGAAUCCUGAAUUCCUGCACAGAUUUAAUGAAGGCUAUCCGGCAGCUUGUAAAGACCUCCACGCAUUUGCAGAAGGAGAUUGUAGAAAGUGGAAGGGGGGCAGCAACACCCCAGGAAUUUUACGCCAAGAACUCCUGUUGGACGGAAGGCCUCAUUUCGGCAUCAAAAGCAGUUGGGUGGGGAGCAACUCAGCUGGUGGAAUCUGCAGACAGGGUAGUCCUGCACACCGGAAAAUACGAGGAGCUGAUUGUCUGUUCACACGAGAUCGCAGCUAGCACUGCCCAGCUCGUAGCUGCCUCCAAGGUGAAAGCAGAGAAGCACAGCAAGAACCUCGGCAAGCUCCAGGAAUGCUCGCGGACGGUCAACGAGAUGGCCGCUAACGUCAUGGCCUCCACGAAGUCCGGUCAAGAGCAGGUAGAAGAGAAAGACACCAUGGACUUCUCUGGGAUGUCCUUGAUCAAACUCAAGAAAGAGGAAAUGGAGACACAGGUGAAGGUUCUGGAGCUGGAGAAGACGCUGGAAAACGAGAGGCUGCGCCUCGGGGAGCUGAGGCGGCAGCAUUACGCCUUGGCUGGCCUUUACACGGAGAACGCCGAUGGAAGGAAGCCAGCGAUCGCCCGUAAGCCAGCAGCCUUGCAGAGGCCUGCCACGGCACAGCAGCCGGGCCAAACCAAGUCAGACCAGGAGCUGGCGCAGGAUGGACUCUACCAAGCACAUGUGGUUAACUUCUAAGGCCAAGUGGCCAAGCAUAGUAUAGGUAGUCCUUGACUUACGACAACAGGGACUGGAAAAGUUGUUGAGCGGCAGUCGUUAAAUGAGGCAUCACGUGACCACACUCAAUUUUGCAACAUUUUUUGUGGCAGUUGUUACGCAAAAUCAUGUGGUUCCCCAUUGAUUCUGCUUGUCAGGAGCUGGAUGGGAAGGUCACAGAUGAUGAUCACGCGGCCCUGGCACGCUGCAACCGUCAUAAAUACAUGCCGGCUGCCAAGUGCCCAAAUUUUGACCAUGUGACUGCAAGGACACUGUGGCUGUCAUAAGAGCAAGGACCAGUCGUAAGUCAUCUUUCCCAGCACCGUUGUAAUUUUGAAUGGUCACUAAACGAAUGGUCAUACGUCAAGGACUACCUGUAGAAGCAAGUGCCCGAAAAAUGGCUUUCCAACUUCUAAUCUGCCUGCCCUCAAGGAAUUCAACCCUUGAUCUGCUGGUCUUUCGCUGGGACCCUGAAACAUAGAUUUCUGGUGGAAGUCUAAGAUGUCAGCACCCUUCGGCCUAUCUACAGCAGGAGACACACAGGAGGGCCCGCCCCCAGUGUAGACAUUCCAACCCCUUUAAAUGUCUGUGUUUUAAACAGAUACCAGCUGGAUCUCUGUUGCCUUCCACCGCCUUGCUUUUAUUCUGAAACGUCUCUUCUGCCCACCAGUACCUAUGAGAAGGCAGAACCCUAACAGGAAAGGGAAUUAAGGCUUGCUGAUGUUAUUUAUAAGCAAUAGGAAUCAUUUGGGAAUUUUUGAGUAAAUAUUGGUGUAUCUAUUAUUCUAUGAAGAUGUUUUUAAAGAAAUGUGAAUUUCUGUGGCUACUGCCGUUGGUGGUUUAGAUGGUCCCUUGUAGUAUUUUAUGCUGCAGUCUGAAGCAAAAAAAAAAAGGGAGGUACCUUGGGAGGAAAAUUAAAUACCUUUUAGAGAUUUUAUAGUACACAUUUAAGAACUGAAUUUAUACACAGAAGGGGAAAAAACCUACAGUGGGUUUGAAGUCUCUUAAACCCUCACUUAGGAAUACAAUGCAAAAAAAAAGUCACCCCACUUAUAUCAGAAUUAAUCUUGAAGUAGCUGAGAUUUGGAGGAAGGGGCUUCUUCGCAAAGGAAAAGAGACUGGAUAGGAACUGUUCUUAACCAAACCUUACGAUUUAAAAUAACAUUUUCGCUUAUUAAAAUGAUUUAGCUGAAA
This is a messenger RNA of Candoia aspera, 4447 nucleotides long. It is a transcript of the gene HIP1R, whose product is annotated as huntingtin interacting protein 1 related. Gene Ontology annotation, cellular component: actin cortical patch; clathrin-coated vesicle. Bases 47 to 3235 code for a protein of 1062 amino acids. Lineage: Eukaryota; Metazoa; Chordata; Lepidosauria; Squamata; Candoiidae. Gene Ontology annotation, biological process: clathrin coat assembly; actin filament organization; endocytosis. The record is from RefSeq and is a predicted model, not a curated record. The transcript has 32 exons. Gene Ontology annotation, molecular function: phosphatidylinositol-3,5-bisphosphate binding; clathrin light chain binding; phosphatidylinositol-3,4-bisphosphate binding.